Messenger RNA from Homo sapiens (human), 3548 nucleotides. RefSeq names its product beta-1,3-galactosyltransferase 2 (gene B3GALT2). Gene Ontology annotation, molecular function: hexosyltransferase activity; N-acetyl-beta-D-glucosaminide beta-(1,3)-galactosyltransferase activity. Gene Ontology annotation, biological process: carbohydrate derivative metabolic process; glycoprotein biosynthetic process. The coding region runs from base 716 to 1984 and encodes 422 amino acids. Gene Ontology annotation, cellular component: membrane; Golgi membrane. NCBI's taxonomy places the organism in Eukaryota, Metazoa, Chordata, Mammalia, Primates, Hominidae. The record is from RefSeq and is marked reviewed. The transcript is spliced from 2 exons.
ACAUUUAAACUGCUGCCUGCCUGUGCAGCAGCUGAGGAACCGUGGAUUUCAUAUUAUAGACUAAAACCCCAUUAAAACUGCUCAAAAUCCUUCCUGCAGCUGCCAGGCAACAACGAAAGAAGAGAGGUAAAUCCUAUUCUUUUCCAAUACAACUGAAGCACUACAUUUUAGCUCUGGCUGCUUUACAUUGCAGCUCAGUGUUAUUAGUAGAAAUAUGGAUACUGAGACGAGAACACAGCACUGCAUUGUCCAGCCAGGAAAAUAGCAGAUGUAAAAAGCUUCAAUGCAUCAACUGUCGGGAAGAGUCAACAGUGCUACAAGCAGAACGGGCAACUACAGCUCUUUUGUUUAACGAAAGAGAGAAAAUGAAAGAAAGGGAAAAUUUCAGAAGACUAGGACCCAUAUGAACAAGGAGGGUAACUCGAAGACAAGCAGACAGAUGGACACUUUGGAUACUGUGAAAAGCAAUCGCAGGAGGCAGACUGUUGGGGGAUGUGCGCAUGUUCGAUAGCAUCUUUUUUGCUGAAGUGAUGGCGUGCCAAAAGUAUUUUCAGUGGGCAUAAUCCUCUUCACAUAAAUGGCCUGACCAAGGAAGAAUGACUACAAGAGAGACAAUGUGACUGAAUUAGAAAAUGAUUGCCAAAGAAUAGUAUUAAGGAGAAGAAAACAUUUUUGGUCACCAAUCUCUCAUAUACCACUACUGGAUAUUUACAACAUGCUUCAGUGGAGGAGAAGACACUGCUGCUUUGCAAAGAUGACCUGGAAUGCCAAAAGGUCUCUGUUCCGCACUCAUCUUAUUGGAGUACUUUCUCUAGUGUUUCUUUUUGCUAUGUUUUUGUUUUUCAAUCAUCAUGACUGGCUGCCAGGCAGAGCUGGAUUCAAAGAAAACCCUGUGACAUACACUUUCCGAGGAUUUCGGUCAACAAAAAGUGAGACAAACCACAGCUCCCUUCGGAACAUUUGGAAAGAAACAGUCCCUCAAACCCUGAGGCCUCAAACAGCAACUAACUCUAAUAACACAGACCUGUCACCACAAGGAGUUACAGGCCUGGAGAAUACACUUAGUGCCAAUGGAAGUAUUUACAAUGAAAAAGGUACUGGACAUCCAAAUUCUUACCAUUUCAAAUAUAUUAUUAAUGAGCCUGAAAAAUGCCAAGAGAAAAGUCCUUUUUUAAUACUACUAAUAGCUGCAGAGCCUGGACAAAUAGAAGCUAGAAGAGCUAUUCGGCAAACUUGGGGCAAUGAAAGUCUAGCACCUGGUAUUCAAAUCACAAGAAUAUUUUUGUUGGGCUUAAGUAUUAAGCUAAAUGGCUACCUUCAACGUGCAAUACUGGAAGAAAGCAGACAAUAUCAUGAUAUAAUUCAACAGGAAUACUUAGAUACGUACUAUAAUUUGACCAUUAAAACACUAAUGGGCAUGAACUGGGUUGCAACAUACUGUCCACAUAUUCCAUAUGUUAUGAAAACUGACAGUGACAUGUUUGUCAACACUGAAUAUUUAAUCAAUAAGUUACUGAAGCCAGAUCUGCCUCCCAGACAUAACUAUUUCACUGGUUACCUAAUGCGAGGAUAUGCACCCAAUCGAAACAAAGAUAGCAAGUGGUACAUGCCACCAGACCUCUACCCAAGUGAGCGUUAUCCUGUCUUCUGUUCUGGAACUGGUUAUGUUUUUUCUGGAGAUCUGGCAGAAAAGAUUUUUAAAGUUUCUUUAGGUAUCCGCCGUUUGCACUUGGAAGAUGUAUAUGUAGGGAUCUGUCUUGCCAAGUUGAGAAUUGAUCCUGUACCCCCUCCCAAUGAGUUUGUGUUCAAUCACUGGCGAGUCUCUUAUUCGAGCUGUAAAUACAGCCACCUAAUUACCUCUCAUCAGUUCCAGCCUAGUGAACUGAUAAAAUACUGGAACCAUUUACAACAAAAUAAGCACAAUGCCUGUGCCAACGCAGCAAAAGAAAAGGCAGGCAGGUAUCGCCACCGUAAACUACAUUAGAAAAGACAAUUUUUUUUCAAAUGUGCAAUUUGUAAAUAUUGCUAAAAGCAUGUAUAGUUAGAACUGAUUACAUCCGUAGGACAAGUUUUAGUUAAAACUCAUCACAUAAAGAAAUUCAAGAAGUAUUUUUUUAAUUUCUGAAGAAGUUAAUUCUUAAAACUAUAACAUUAUAUAACAAAAAAGGUUUCCCAAAACAAUCUAUUUAAAAAACUGUAUAAGGAGAUUCUGUGUAUUAACAUGCAAUAACAAGCAUGCAUAAAUCAAUGGUUCAAGUCUUCUGUUAGGGGCCAAUAAAAUGUAUCUGCAUAUGUUUUCCACAUAAAUUUUAAUUCAAGAAAUGACAGUCAAAAGAUCCUUCAUUUUAGAUUAAGCUUUUCAUUUUAAUAUAUAAUUUAAUGUAAAUAAAACAUCACUAUCAAUUUUAAGGAAACUUUUUAAUUGUGCAAAGGAUAAAUUUUUUGACCUAUUUUAGGGUUCUAAAUGCAAUAAGAUUUAGUUGAGUUAUUCCACAAACACAUUAUAAAGUUCAGAUGUUUCAUCAAUGCAGUUCUCACGAAAGUAUUUACUUUUUAAAAAUAACUGAGAUAUUAUUUUAAAUUUCUUUUAUUAAUACUUUCUUUUAUUAAUAUAUGGGGGAAAAUUAUUUUGACAUGACGUGGUAAAAUGUGAAAAACUAAUGUGUCUCAGGCUCAAGUUUUUAUAGUUAUUAAAUGUUUCAAAAUAGACAAGUUUUGUUUCCUCAUUGAUGUUAAGAACCAAACUCCUAUUUCAAUGAGUUAUUGGAUUAGACCAAUUACUGCACUCUUAAACAGCACCACCAUUUAAUUUCAUGUAUAUCUAACUUCGAAUAUAUCUGUAAAGAUAAUCGAAGCAAAAGUAAUCACUUAAAGGCACAAAUAGGAUGUACUGUUGAAAAAGAUAAAGAGUGCAGGUGCAGUUUCAUUCAACACAUUUUUAAGAUGCAUGUCUGCCAAAAUGCAACAUACGGGAAGUUUAUUUCCUGACAGCAGGUGUACACAUGCCAACACUUAAUCAUUUUAUGGCACCUAUUUCUUUCUUGGAGUGCCAAGUUUGCAAACCUGCAGUUUUUAAUUUGGUAGAUGACAAAUAUUCUGAAUCACCAAUUAAAAACCUUUUUGGGAGGGAUGGGGAAAACUACAAACGUUUGACAAACACAAUUCUAGGAUGAACAAUGUAUACAAUGCACUUUUAUGAAGUUUUUAAAAAUAAAGGAAAACAAAAAACUUUACUGAGUGUUAUAAGUAUUUUCACAAUAAUUUUGUUUGACUCCAUCAUGAAUUUUAAAAUCAAGAAAUACCAACCUACUAACUAAAAUAGUGUUUUUAUUCCAUACAAGUAUGUAAAUCUGUCAAUCUUAAUUUAGUCAGAAUGUUUCUUAAUUCUAAUAACAAUCAUUUUUACCUCUUAUUCUAUUAUUAAGGGAUAAAUCACCAGAAGAGAAUUGUAACAUUUGUGAAACUUGAAAACACUAAAACUGUUUAAGUGCUUAUCUCCAUUUCAAAUCAGUAGCCUAAGUGUUCUACUCUAAAUCAAGUGAUUCUGA